AUGGCGGCUGCGGAAUCCACACAGUGGCGGCAAGCAGCCGCUGCAGACCAAGCCUCGGCGACGAGUCCGUCGUUUCUCCGCGCUGUCUCUGCAGCUCCUCCGCCGCCUCUCCCUGAGGGCGGCUCGCAUGUGCUCCCCGAUCAAGAUCACGGGCAAACGCCUUCUUUUCCCGUUAACCUGGGCUCGCCUACGCAGUCGCUUCCUGGGUACCCGGCGUCCACGCCCUCCUCGCCCUUGUGCGUGCCUCGUCGCCCGAUCGGCGCGUCGUGUGAGGCGUCGCCUGUCUUCGGGGCGCCUGCCGCGGGCUUGCUGCCCCGUUCGCCGGCUGCGCCCGUGGGGCUGAGUCUCCACGUCGGCUACAAGCCCGUCGCGGCGUCGCACAUCAACACGCCUUGCUCGUCCUCCCCGCCUCUCCGCGUCCCCGCCUCCUCGCUUCCUUCGUUUUCUCCGCUGCCCUCCGCUUCGCUGUCCGUCCGCUCGCUGGCGCCUCCAGAUUCCCUGCGAGCCUGCGCGCCGCCGCCAUACGCCGCGGUGCAUAGAGCCGCCACGCCGGUCGCCGCGUCACUCGCGCUGCCGGCAGGCGCGCCCCCCCUUGUCCAGCCUCGCACCGCCCCCGCUCUCCCCUUUCUUCUCCCUGGCGACGAGGCGAAGGCCGCCCCGCCCGCCGCCGCAUGGGGCCUGGAGAAGAGCCCCUCUGCGACCCAAGCCCUGGGCGGGCUGCGUGCGAUCUUUGCGCAUCUCGCGCGGACCGUCUUCACGGUGCUGGCGACCGCGGGCUCGCCGCACGCCGCGAACGCGGUCGGGCGCGAGGAGACGCCUCGCAGCGCCCUGUUUCGCGCCCACGACAAUGCCGCCGCCAGGCUCCCCGACAGCGAGCUCUGCAAAGUGCAUCAGGGCGCCGCCGUCGACUGCGGCGAGAAGGAGCGGCGAGCCCGAGCGACCGAAGGCGACGGCGACGCCGCGACCCCGCCCACGGGGCGCGCGGUGAUGGAGCUGUGGAGAGACUUGUGUUCGGGGAACGCUAAGGGCGCUAGAGAGCUCGCGUCGCCGGCAGCUCUGCAUGCGAAGGUGCUUCGCGAGGGGCUGCCGGCGUCGGCGCUGCCGCGUAGCAGGCCGGGGGCAGGAGGCCUGCUGCAGGCUGGCGAGGCGGAGACAGGAGGCCUGGGAGGCCCGGGAGGCCAGAAGCGCGACGGCCAGGGCGAUGCCGUGGAGAGACUGCAGCACGCGGAGGACGAGGACAUGGCGGCUAGUGAAGAGGCCGUCUCGAAACGGGGCGACGACGCGUCGCCUCAGACUUCCGUCGCUUCGCCAAGUACGUGUGUCUCUUCGUCCGCGUGCCCGCCGUCGCUGCGCCUCGAUCCGCGCCUGAGCGAAGAAGAGGAAAUGGCUUUCCACGUCGAGACGCUGCUUCACACGUGCUCGCGGCAAGACUUGGCGGACUACGCAACCGUGUUCCUGCCGUUCUUCGGAGUGCAGCCCCUCGAUCUCGCCUCGCACUGCGACAUCUCCUUACUCCGCUCUGUGGCGCUCCAGCUGCAAGCGAUGCGGCGGCUGAAGGACGCUCAAGGCCCCCAGGCCGAGCCACCCGCGGGUGCGGUCGCGAGGCUGCAGAGAGGCGAUGCCGUAAGUCCGACGCCAAGAGUCGCGAGAGUCUUCUCCCUGCAGCACAUCUCGCCGGAGGGGACGCCGGCGACCUCGCGGACCAGCUCGCCGCGCACCUCCGUCCGCGCCUACUCGCUUUCAUUUCUGCCCAAGUGCGGCGGAGAGAGCGCGCGGGGCGGAAGGCCUCCCACGGACCCGAGUGCCGCGCAGACGGCGGAGACAGCCGCCGCGGACGCAGGAGCCGCUGGAGGGGCGACGACGGCAGGGCGGCGCGUGAGCGCGGAGGAGGACGCCAUCCGCGCCAAGGCGAAGCAGCCGGAUGGUGAACAGAAGUUUGUCGUGACUGACCUCGACAUGCCGGCGCGAGUGCCGCUGCGAGAUGCAGGGAGCUUCGAUGACUCCGGGGAAGGCGAGCAGGGUCGCUUCUUUCUUUGUCCGUCGCCGCGUCUGUCGCUCUCGUCUCUGUUUCUGGGCGAGGGGGGGGAUCUGCAGCGCUCAGGCGCCUCGUCGCCUUUCCGCGGGGGCCCUCUCUCAGCGGCCCCCUUCGCGCUGCGCGAGCAAGUCUUCCCUGCUGCUUCCUCGGCGUCUGUCUCGGCGCUGGAUUCGCAGUUCGCCGUCUGCCUCGACCCGGUGGACAAGCCCGCGCCCGCGACGACGAGCAGCGGCGGAGAGAGGGCUUUCUCGGAUUCGGUUUUCCCGCCUGCUUGCGGCGAGCCGCGCUGGGGGGAGGGCGACCGGAGGAGGCGCAGCUCGCGCAGCGAAGAGAGCGCCGGCGGCGACGAGCUCGGGGUCUCGGGAGAAGGCGCCUUGGCGCAAAGUCAGUCCUUCACGUAUCUGCCCAGACCCUUCUCGGAGCCUCCGCCGGGGCUGGCCUCUUCGGCGUCUUCGCCUUGUCUGCUACAGCCCAAGUCGCCCACCGAUGCAUCAGCGGAGGGGGGCGCCGGCGUCUCUCCAGCCUGCGAGUCGCGCGGAGGCCCGCAGAGGGAACCUGCUGUGGGGUGUCUUCUCGGGUGCGAGUCUGGACCCGCUCCAGAGCACGUCCCGGCCACGUUUGGGACAUCGGCGUGCGGCGCCCCGGAGAUGCUUCUCAAACCCUUUCUGCGGCGACGGAGCUCGGGAACAGCCUCCGCAGACGCAGAAGGCGAGCGAGGCAGCGGCGCGGCCGUCUACACGCUGUCUGGGGCGUCGUCGCUCCUUCUCUCCCGGGCGACGCCCCCCCCCGCGUCCGCUUUUGGCCCUGUCUCCGCGCCGGGCGUUCAUGCGGAGGUCGGAGUCACGGCUGCGCAGCCGCAGGACGGGACGAAGCGUGGGUGUGAAGAGAUCGAGGCGCGCGUACCAGGUGUGGCUGGCGGCAGCGAGGAGACGCGAAGACGAGACUUGGAAACAGAGGACGCGCGAGGAGAAGGAGCAUCUCCUCUCGCGGCGCCAGGCGACGCGGAGACCGAUCCGAUGGCGAAGCCCGUCCUCGAGAGCCCCGACUGCGUGCCCUCGUUCGCGCCUGCGGCCUUCGUCUCGGAGGCCGCGGGCGUGUCGUGCGGGCAAGAGAACGUGAAGAAGGAGGUGGAGCACGCGGCGUUUUGCGGCGCCGCAGACCAGGGGGCCGACUCCUUCCCGGCGCAGCUCGAGAGAGUGAAUGGAAACCCGGCCUUCGGCAAGGCAGACGACGGAUGCCGCGGCCGAUUCGCUGGCGACGCGGCAUGCGCCACUAGCAGCGGUGCGCGAGUGCGAACCAUCUUCUCCGUCGAAACCAUGGGCAGCGACGAUGCAGAAAAAGAGGCGCGGCUGUUUGCAGCGAACUGCCGGCGAUUUGUUGAUUCGCUGACGGAGGGAGGAGUCCGGCGUGGCGCGACGUACUCCACUCAGGCUACAGGUGCGGCUGUGGCGACGUCGUCGGAGAACGUUGCGCCGCCCGCGUCUGCGUGCGCGAUGUUUGCGUAUUCGCCCGACUGCCGCGUGAGUCAGCAGGAGGUCGUGUGCCCAGACAAAGAGACGCAGGCCCUCAUGCGCACAAAGACGGACGACACUGUCGGCGCGCUGUCGCACUGUUCCAACGCCCCCUCUUCCACGUUGGACGCCGAUUCUUCUGCAGCUGCGUCGCAGGGCUACGCGGCUUCGGCUCCUAUGCGCACACCUGUCCCCGCGACAGAGCCAGCCGAGGGCGAAGCGGCCGCCGCGUGGGUGAAGCCGGCGGCCUUCGCAGGUGUAACUACACCCGAGCCCGACGUCGGGCCGUCGGGUGUACGUACACCGUCCACUGCGGAAACCAUGGGGGAGGAGCGCAGAGACGACGGAAAGGGCGUGAAGAAACCCAAGAAGCGAAGGCGAAACGACGACGCGUCCGCGCGGGCGGACAGCCCCCAGCCGGACGACGGCGAAGGGAAAGCCGACGGCAAAGGCUCAAAAAACAGCGCCUCGAAGCCGCCGCCCGCCGUGACGAUUGGUCUCGUAGGCAGGCCAGGAGGUGCCUACAACCUCGUCACGCGCGUCGUAGGCCGAUGGGAGGGCGCCAAGAACGACUUUUCUGUGAGUCGCGUCGUGCGCUUGAGUAACAAGGCGAUGGAGCUGCCGUACGUACACGGCGUCCGCUUCGAGGCGGAGACCUUCGCAUGGACAGCGCGGAUCGGCGUCCAGUCUCGGCGCUUCCUCGUGAAGAAGCACGGCUUUCAGAAGUCACGCCUCUAUGCGAUUGAAAAAAUCGAACUGUGGAGGCGCAAACUGCCCCCCGACGCGCUCGCCCGCGAGCUGCAAGCUGAACAGGAAAUCCUUGCGACGCUGCCUGCGGUGGAGGGCCCCGACGCGGCGCCGGACGAGAGCGCGAGCGUCCUUGGGUUGACUGCGCCCGGGGACGCCGCCGGCGAGGGCUGCGAGGCAGGGCAGACUGCGAGCGGCCGCUCCGGGGCGUCGUGCGAAGAUUGGGAGAAGAAGGCGAGCAGCUGCAAGAAGAAGCGAGCCGGCGAGCAAGGCGCAGUCCAUGGAGGGGGCGGGGACAUGGGAGCCGCGUCCCCUCCCCCGUGUUCCUCUUCACUCGUCUACGGCGCGACCUCUGGAAAUCCGCUUUUCUCGCCGUCUUUCACUUACGCGGCGACCGCGCCCGCACACAGCGGCAGCGUGCCAGGGCGCGCGUACGGGCAGCCGGUGGCCUUCGCGUCUCCGACCUCGUCUGCGAGCCCGGCGCCGUCCGCGGAGCUGCAGGGCGUCUACUACCCAACGAACUCCGGGGCGCGGGCGGAGGCGGGGCCGGCCGACGGCGGGCCUAUGCAGCCGGUGGUUGUCGUCCAUACGUCCAACACGCUUCCAACUUCGUUCUUCCGCGAGCCUUCCGCGUGUCCGCCGGCGCUCGCGGCUUGCGCCUCCACGCCGCUCGCCUCCUCGCCCGCGCCGCCUCCGUCGCUGCCCCCCUCGGCCGCGCACAUGUCGCCCUCCCUCUCGUAUGCCUCUGGGGCGCCGGCGGCGACCGCCACGCAUGCGUCGGGCGCGGGGUUCGCGGCACCCUUCGGGUCUCCCGGCGGCGCGCCCGUCCCGCGGCCAUCGCCACUGGCUGCCCCGGGGGCCUACUCGCCGUCGCCGGCCUUCUCGGCUACCAUGCAAUCCGUGCCGCGGCAGAUGUCGACGGAGGAGGCCUUCGUGCUGCCCUCUUCGGCCUUCGCGGCUCCCCCGACGGCGCAGAGUGUGGGCGACGACGGCUCCGAGCACGAGAGCCCGACCGCGGCGCUCGCGCGCGCCAACGGCGCUGCGGGCGUGCCCUGCUGCUUCCCGCCCUGUGCGCCGUCGCCGACGCUCACGGCGCAGGCCUAUCCGCACGCGCAGCCGCAGGUGGUAUUCGCCGCAGAGGCCCGCGACGGCCAGACCGUCGCAGGCAGCGGCUCCCCCUUCCCGUUCACCUCCGAAGGUGCCUUCGCGCCCGCGCAGGCGCCCGUGGGGCCGUACCCGUCGCCUGCAGCGGGCCCCGCGCCCGCCGCGGUCGUGCCAGGCUCGCCGCAGCUCUUCUUCGCCUCGCCGGGCGGCGCAGGCGCCUCCGCGCCUGCGGCUGCACAGGCCCGCGAGCGCUGCGUGUCCAUCGAGUAUCAAGCGCCUUCGCCUGCCUUAGAGCCCGUGGUGACGCCGGCGCCCUACCGCACCGUGUCUCCGCCGCCGGGGUCCUUCGUGCCGGCGCCCUACGCCUCGCCGGCGCUGGGCUCGGCUUCGUCGUAUGCGGCGCCUGCGAACGCGUUCCCGGCCGUCCUCUCGCCGCAGUUGGUCAGGUUGCCGGCGCCGUACGUGCCCUACAGCUCUCCGCUCGGGGCUGCGAUGCCCGCCGCCGCGGCUGCGCCCUGCUACCACGCCGGGAGCGUGGCACUCAGCGAGCGACCUGGCAACGCGGAGGAGAGACGCUGGAGCUAUGUGCAGCCGAGCGAGCCGCAGGGCGGCGGCAUGUGA
This is a messenger RNA of Besnoitia besnoiti, 6018 nucleotides long. RefSeq lists its product as uncharacterized. NCBI's taxonomy places the organism in Eukaryota, Apicomplexa, Conoidasida, Eucoccidiorida, Sarcocystidae. The coding region runs from base 1 to 6018 and encodes 2005 amino acids. The transcript is spliced from 4 exons. The record is from RefSeq and is a predicted model, not a curated record.